Alosa sapidissima (American shad) is the source of this 2737-nucleotide messenger RNA. RefSeq names its product meprin A subunit beta-like. Gene Ontology annotation, cellular component: membrane. Gene Ontology annotation, molecular function: metalloendopeptidase activity; zinc ion binding; protein binding. Lineage: Eukaryota; Metazoa; Chordata; Actinopteri; Clupeiformes; Clupeidae. The record is from RefSeq and is a predicted model, not a curated record. Gene Ontology annotation, biological process: proteolysis.
CAGGGCUCAAGAAACAAAUAGAAAUCUGGAUAUCACAGAGAUAAAUAAAGAUUUACACCUUGUUGAAGGGGACAUCAAGACAACUAGGCAGAAGAGGUCCAUUAGAGGUCAACAGUACCGCUGGCCAUUGCCCGUCCCAUAUGAUUUCAGCUACACCUUGCACAUGAAUGCCGAAGGAGUCAUCCUCAAAGCCUUUGAGCAAUUCAGGCUCAAGACAUGCAUUGAUUUUCAGCCCCGUCAAUGGUUUGAACAGCAUGUCACACUGAAGUGGGGUCUAGGAUGCUGGUCUGAGGUAGGAAGACAGCCUAAAAUGGCACAGGACCUCGCCAUUGGCACUGGCUGUGACCAAGUGGCCACCGUAGAGCAUGAGCUCAUGCACACUCUUGGCUUCUGGCAUGAGCAGUCAAGAUAUGACCGGGACAAUUACAUCUCAAUCAACUGGGAAAACAUCGAAAUAGGUGAACAGGACCAAUUUCAAAUUAACACCAAAACUACCAACAGACCAUAUGACUACUUCUCAGUCAUGCACUACCCUAAAGAUGCCUUCAGCAAUGGCAAGGGAUCUACUAUCAUCACUAAACUACCUGAGUUCCAAGAUGUGAUUGGACAGACACUGGAUAUGAGCCAUUAUGAUGUAGAAGAGCUCAACAAGUUCUACAGAUGCAAUGACUCCAUCUCCUUCCUGGACCACUGCAGCUUUGAUGAGGGCAUGUGUGAGAUGAGUUCAGUUGGAUGGGAGAGAGUGAGCCGAGCUGAUGGAGGUCCCCAAUCUGACCACACCUACCUGGGCAUGGAAUCUCAAAAUUCCAGCUUUUUCAUGCAUGCCAACACAACAGUAGGACAAGGAGAAUUCUCCACACUGCAGACCAGGAGGUUGAUUCCUAAAAGAAAUGGCAAUAUCCAGUGCCUUGAGUUCUUCUAUUACAAUAGUGGGAAUAAACUAGAUCAGCUCAACAUCUGGAUGACUGAGUUUGAUAGUGAAAAUGACACCAUGGGAACUCGCAGACUCAUGGACCAGGUUACAGGUUAUCCAGCUAAUUAUUGGCAACUUCACCAUGUUCCUCUGAACGCCACUAAGACGUUUCAGGUGGAGUUUGAGGCCCGCAAAGGAACAGACAAGUCCAGAGGCGGGUUCUCUGUGGACGACAUCAACCUGUCAGAGACCGAAUGUCCUCAUCAGACAUGGCAGAUCAGGAACUUCGAAAAACUUCUCCACUUCAGUUCACCUUACAAUAUAUACAGUCCAACAUACUAUACCAGUGAUGGCUAUAGGUACCAGAUGUAUCUGGAACUUAAGGAUCCAGUAAUAUCUGCAUAUAUUCGCCUGCUGGCUGGGGAUUUUGAUGACCAGCUUCAGUGGCCUCUGCAGUGGAGGCAGAUGACUUUACUUGCCCUGGACCAGACCCCUGACAUUAGGCAACGCAUGUCCAAGCAAUACAGCUUCACCACGGAUUCAACGAAUGAAGAUGCACAAAAGCUUUGGUACGACCCUUCUUUCUAUGGAAAUCAUGUGGGAUCAGAUGAGAAUGAGAAACCUCUGUUUGGGAAUUUGGGCUACGGCUGGUCUAACUGGAUGAACAUAGAGAGCCUUAGAAGAAGAUCCUUCUUAAAGGGAGGGGACUUGUUUGUUCUUUUUGACAUACAAGACAUUUCGUAUCUCCUUAAAAAUCAGUCAUCUCCAUGCGAAGUUAACACAAGUUCCACAACUCCAGCUGCCACCACAGGAGGCGACAGUUCCACAACUCCAGCUGCCACCACAGGAGGCGACAGUUCCACAACUCCAGCUGCCACCACAGGAGGCGACAGCACAACAAGAGUCACUACUGAGGAGACCAGCUCUACCACAGAGGAUGAGAGAUGCGAGGACAUUUUUUGUAGUGCCUGUUCCAAGAUGUCUUUCUCUCCAGUAAUGCUGGUGGUGACAUUGAUCUUGUUUUUAAGUGUGUGAUCACUGGAUCACUGUCAUUAAAUCUCAACUGAUGAGAUCUCAACUGAUUUAAUGACAGUCUAUGCACGUAGAUUUACCUUUAAUCCAUGUCAAUGAUAAUCUUAUGGCCUGAGUGUACUCCUGCAGAUACGAUCUGCUGACAGUCUAUGCAUGUGAGAAUGACGCACAUUUUGUCACCAGCACUGGCUGUACAGACAGUCGUGCUGCACCAAAGUUUUGUGUCCAUACAGAAUUUUGCAUUGACUAUGCCUGACAUGCAUAUUUCCAAGCACUGGUUCAGGUCAAGAGAAAGCACAAUCUGUUUACACUAAUUAUACUUUCAUGCAAGGGGACUUGGAGUAGACAUUUUCAUUUCAAUGUUUGCUCCCCUGGGAUUAAAACUAAAACAGAGACUGGAAGAUAGUUAUUUUAUGUCAUGCUUCAGUGAAUUAUAGCUAAUUAGACAAAAACGAUGAAUUUUUGCCAUAGAUUUACUCAAUGCAGUGAUACUAUUUGAAACCCUGUUUGGGUGACAUGACUCAUGCUGCCGAAAGGCGUAUGUGCAGUAACAAACGGAGUAUAUUUUGGUGACAACAAUGCACAUGACUGUAUGGCCGUAUCCACAGAAGUAAACUCAAAGCCUGAGUGUACUUGUUAAAUGAUUGUAACUUUUUUUGUAAUCUCUCUGGGUAUGUAUUCUGGAUAAUGAAGUGUGUAGGUUUGAAUAUGUGUAGGUUUGCUGUUAUUCCUUAGGUAGGCUAAACUGUUAAUGAUUACCUUUGGGGGUGUUUAAACUGUAGGGUGAAAAUU